UGACGGGGGUCACGUGAUCCCUUUCAAAGAUGGCCGCCCUGUUGUUUUGAUGAAUAAUACUUGGUGGGGCGAGGGGGAAAGAGUAGGGGUGGAGGGGUAGGAGGAUUUACUCUUCCAGCGAGAGCUACGCGCGUCCCAUCCUCCCCCUCCCCCCUACCCGGGCUCCGGCGUGGAGGCGGGGCGUGGCCGGCCUGCUUUGGGAGGGGAGGGGCUUCCCUUACAGUGCUGGGCUCUGCCAGGACGGCUGUGGGGUCGCCUUACCUCGGGGUAUCCACUCUGCAGUGGACCAGUUCCCGCCAGAGGCAAAGGGUAGGAAGGAGAGCAGGAUCUGCUGUAGGAACGCAGCUACCGCGCCACUAUCACGAAGACACAGCAGGCUCGGGGCACGAGACGAGCUGGAGACCGCGCUGCCUAGUCUGGGUAACCUGGGAAGCAGAGGGAAGUAAGUGGCGCCUUAAGAUAACCCUGUAGCAGCAGCAGUGGCGGCCAGAGGAGGCUGCUCAGGGAACAAGCGGCUGUAGUAGUCUCUGGGGCGAUUGGAGUGACCGAAGCCAAGGCAGUUCAGUGCCUCUUGUGUUCUUAUUUUUUAACCUCUGACUAUGCAAUUCUGAAACCUCCCCCAUUCGGGGGACCAGACAGCCUGAUAGACACCUUCCACUCUCCUUCCUCCCGCCGUGGUCGCGAGAACAGAAGGAUCUCUCCCUAACGCCUUUCACCAUUAAGAGGAAAGCGAUGGAGGAGCUGAGCGCUGAUGAGAUUCGACGGAGGCGCCUUGCACGACUUGCUGGUGGACAGACCUCUCAGCCAACCACCCCACUCACCUCUCCCCAGAGGGAGAACCCUCCGGGGCCUCCCAUAGCGGCAUCAGCCCCAGGACCCUCUCAGAGUCUUGGUCUCAAUGUCCACAACAUGACCCCAGCUACCUCCCCAAUAGGUGCAUCAGGAGUAGCCCAUCGAAGCCAGAGCAGUGAAGGAGUCAGUUCUCUCAGCAGCUCGCCCUCUAAUAGCCUUGAAACGCAAUCUCAGUCUCUCUCACGUUCCCAGAGCAUGGAUAUCGAUGGUGUCUCAUGUGAGAAAAGCAUGUCCCAGGUGGAUGUGGAUUCAGGAAUUGAAAACAUGGAGGUUGAUGAAAAUGAUCGAAGAGAAAAACGGAGCCUCAGUGAUAAGGUUGCUUCUUUGCCGUUGUGGUUGCCGAAAUCCUUAAGUCCUGGCUGUGGGCGGGAGCUGCAGAGACUCUCUUACUUGGGGGCUUUCUUCAGCUUCUCAGUCUUUGCAGAAGAUGAUGUUAAAGUGGUUGAAAAAUACUUCUCAGGGCCUGCCAUUACCCUGGAAAACACUCGUGUGGUUAGCCAGUCAUUGCAGCAUUACUUAGAGCUCGGAAGGCAAGAGCUUUUUAAGAUUCUGCAUAGUAUUUUGUUAAAUGGCGAAACCCGUGAGGCUGCUCUCAGUUACAUGGCGGCUGUCGUCAAUGCCAAUAUGAAGAAAGCACAGAUGCAGACAGAUGAUAGAUUGGUAUCUACAGAUGGAUUUAUGCUGAAUUUCCUUUGGGUACUGCAGCAGCUAAGUACAAAAAUCAAGUUAGAAACAGUUGAUCCCACGUAUAUUUUUCACCCAAGAUGUCGGAUUACUCUUCCAAAUGAUGAGACGCGUGUGAAUGCCACGAUGGAAGAUGUGAAUGACUGGCUGACUGAACUCUAUGGCGAUCAGCCUCCAUUUUCUGAGCCGAAAUUCCCUACGGAGUGCUUCUUUCUCACCCUGCAUGCUCACCACCUGUCUAUUCUGCCUAGUUGCCGUCGCUAUAUCCGCAGACUCCGGGCUAUCCGGGAGCUCAAUAGAACUGUAGAAGAUUUGAAAAAUAAUGAAAGCCAAUGGAAAGAUUCCCCACUGGCAACUAGACACCGCGAAAUGCUGAAGCGCUGUAAAACUCAGCUUAAGAAACUGGUACGGUGCAAGGCCUGUGCUGAUGCUGGCCUACUUGACGAGAGCUUCCUGAGAAGAUGUCUGAAUUUUUAUGGCCUUCUCAUUCAGCUGCUGCUCCGCAUCCUGGACCCCGCAUAUCCCGAUAUAACACUGCCUUUAAAUUCAGAUGUCCCCAAGGUAUUUGCAGCAUUGCCUGAGUUUUAUGUAGAAGAUGUUGCAGAAUUUUUAUUUUUUAUUGUACAAUACUCUCCCCAGGCGCUUUAUGAGCCCUGUACUCAGGAUAUUGUGAUGUUCCUUGUUGUGAUGUUGUGCAACCAGAACUACAUCCGAAACCCGUAUUUGGUGGCCAAACUGGUAGAAGUCAUGUUUAUGACCAACCCUGCUGUUCAGCCACGAACCCAGAAGUUUUUUGAAAUGAUUGAGAACCAUCCUCUCUCCACCAAGUUGUUGGUACCUUCCCUGAUGAAGUUUUAUACAGAUGUUGAGCAUACCGGAGCCACCAGCGAGUUUUAUGACAAGUUCACAAUUCGCUAUCACAUUAGCACCAUUUUUAAAAGCCUUUGGCAAAACAUAGCUCACCAUGGCACCUUUAUGGAGGAGUUCAACUCCGGGAAGCAGUUUGUUCGCUAUAUAAACAUGUUGAUAAACGACACGACGUUUUUGCUUGAUGAAAGUCUGGAGUCUCUGAAGCGAAUCCAUGAAGUGCAGGAAGAGAUGAAGAACAAAGAACAGUGGGACCAGUUGCCCCGGGAUCAGCAGCAGGCCCGUCAGUCUCAGCUUGCUCAGGAUGAGCGCGUGUCCCGCUCUUACCUCGCCCUGGCCACCGAAACUGUGGACAUGUUCCACAUCCUCACAAAGCAGGUCCAGAAGCCCUUCCUCAGACCGGAACUUGGACCCCGAUUGGCUGCAAUGCUGAACUUUAAUCUUCAGCAACUCUGUGGCCCCAAGUGCCGUGACCUGAAAGUUGAAAACCCUGAGAAAUACGGCUUUGAACCAAAGAAGCUGUUGGACCAACUGACAGAUAUUUACUUACAGCUGGACUGUGCCCGGUUCGCGAAAGCCAUUGCUGACGAUCAGAGAUCCUACAGUAAGGAGUUGUUUGAAGAAGUAAUUUCAAAGAUGCGGAAGGCAGGGAUCAAAUCCACAAUAGCGAUAGAAAAAUUUAAGCUGCUCGCCGAGAAAGUGGAGGAGAUAGUGGCCAAGAAUGCACGCGCAGAAAUUGACUACAGCGACGCUCCUGAUGAGUUCAGAGACCCUCUGAUGGACACCCUCAUGACUGACCCCGUGCGGCUGCCCUCUGGCACCAUCAUGGACCGCUCCAUUAUCCUGCGGCACCUGCUCAACUCCCCCACGGACCCCUUCAACCGGCAGACGCUGACAGAGAGCAUGCUGGAACCAGUGCCAGAACUGAAAGAGCAGAUUCAGGCAUGGAUGAGAGAGAAACAGAACAGCGAUCACUAAACCGUUCCGCCGCCCACCCUCUGCUAGACACAGCCAAGGCCAACGAGGCAAGCAGAAGCAGCGGCUGCAGCAAAGCUGCCAUUCACGUGUUGGAGGCCAAAUGUGGCAAACCACCCAGGCCCACCCAGAGCGAGCAAACGCUGAGAGCUGGAAGGACACGGAUGAGAAGAGGAGCCCGGUUCCUGUACAUAUAUUUAAGUGACAAACACGCUCAAAAGCUUAAAGGACAGGUUUUAUGGUUGCUUGUGUAAUAAAGCACGUCCUUCGUAUGUCACAGUUUGGGGCAACUGAAGUCUUUCAGUGAUGGCUGAUGGGUCUGGGCAGCAUCCCUUCAUGAAUUUUUUUUAAUCCAAUAUCCGUUGAUUUGAUUGUGAUUAGAGAACCUUGGACAUUUUGCUGCUAAAGAAUCUUUUCUCCCCCCUCCCCCUUCCUGACCCUACUUGCACUGCUGUGGAUUUUUUAAGAGAAGCAAAAACAGAAGUAAACCCCUCUCCCCGGCCUACCAAACAUAUAUUCUGUGAGAUAACUGUGCCUGCCACCAAGUGUUCAUCCUGGGAUCGUAUUUUUAUAUCAUAUUCACAUAUUUGUUUUUUUAAUUGGUGUUAGAUGACAUGAUUAAUAAAAAAGGCAAGAUAUUUUCAGAAUUUGAAUUUCAGUUUUUUUUCUUUUGAAAUGUCCCUUUAAGAUUUUUUUAUUCUAAACAAAAUAAAGAAAAUCUUGCUGCUCUGGUCCUUGUAAUAAGCCUCUAUUAGGCACCUGAGGAGCAACUGCAGCAAAAUCUAGGGGUGUCAGUGUAUCAGGACUUAUGUGACUUACCGUAUUUUGGGAAGAUGAGGGUUGGGUUUUUUGUUUGUUUGUUUUUGUUUUUUUUUUUAAUGCUAUGUGACAGUUCGAAACCUUCACAGUUAUCCUCUGGGGGUAAAUCAAUUCCUCAACCCUUGGGUGUGUGAGUUUGAGGCAGGGUCAUUUGUAUGAUGUGUUUGGCCUUACCAAAGCAAAAGAGGGUGCAAGAAUGUGGGAGUAUGUCUGCCAGUUUCAACACACACAGACAAACACAGCCACACGCGCACACAAGUAUCAGACUUUUUGUAUUACCGCUCCCUACUUAACAUACUUGAAUUCUUGAAUUUCCUUUGGGGUAAAAAAGGAUUUGAAACCAUAAAGUGUUCUGAAGAAAUUAAGUCUAUAAAAAACAUACUUUCUUUUUUCUUUUCCUUUUUUCUCCUCCACAGACAAUGUCCUCUGUUCAAUUCCUAACGCAAACUACAAUAAAUGGUGAUACACAUUCAGAAGAAA
Macaca mulatta (Rhesus monkey) is the source of this 4677-nucleotide messenger RNA. The record is from RefSeq and is a predicted model, not a curated record. Lineage: Eukaryota; Metazoa; Chordata; Mammalia; Primates; Cercopithecidae.